This is a messenger RNA of Salvelinus fontinalis (brook trout), 6137 nucleotides long. RefSeq names its product probable ribonuclease ZC3H12C. The record is from RefSeq and is a predicted model, not a curated record. NCBI's taxonomy places the organism in Eukaryota, Metazoa, Chordata, Actinopteri, Salmoniformes, Salmonidae. Gene Ontology annotation, cellular component: cytoplasmic ribonucleoprotein granule; nucleus. The coding region runs from base 462 to 3122 and encodes 886 amino acids. The transcript is spliced from 6 exons. Gene Ontology annotation, molecular function: mRNA binding; metal ion binding; RNA endonuclease activity.
ACUCACAUUGUUCAACCCUCUUGCCUUGGGACCAGACUGCAGCACUACCAAACCUAACAUGCAUUGAGUUGAGUUGAGUUGAGUUUGGACCACUGUGCUACAAGGAAGCUUGUUUCACUUUUUUUUGUCACUUUAUUUAUUCUCUGCUGGAUACAGAGAACCUGGAUUUUUAUGCACCAGUGUCAACAAGUCCAACCUUGGAGAAAACUUGACAAAGCUGAGACAGUCCCCCUGGCAUGCUGGAACGACCAAAGGUUUUCUGUCAGGAGCAUAUCUUUAGGACUUCCUUCUGUCUUUGUAUUGCUGCUUUACUUUUUCCUUGGAGCCUGUGCCCUCUCCACCAGGCUUCCGUCCCAGGAUUGGUCAGAGAGCAGCCCAUCAGCAGCAGUGACAGUGGGGUUGUCCAGAGUCAUCUGAGGUCAGAGGUCCGGGGUCAGAGGCUGGAUGUAUAAGACGGCUUCAUGGGCCUGAAGGACCAUCUGGAGGAUGGAACAGGCCACAACUUCAAUCUGGGGCUGGAUUUGGACUACAUCCAUGUGGAAGGCACCGACCGCCAGGCCAGCUUGAGUGCCACAGCCGGCACCCACUCAGGAGUUUUGGAGGGGGAAGAGGCACAGGUGGGAGGCACCCAUAGCAGUGUCAGUAAUAGCAGCAUCAGCAGUAGUAGUAGUAGCAGUAACUCCUCUGAAGAAAGUGCUGCGUCGGACAGCGAAGAUGAGCGGGGGGUCCACCAUGGCUCUGGUUCUGGCGCUGAGACCCCCCAUCCGCACCCCUGUCACCCUACUGGACUGGGCCUGCCACAAAGCCCCCCCCCUAGGGACCCCAAACUCCCCACCGACCCCCUCACAGAGUAUCGCUCUAAGAUGGAAUUUGCCCUGAAGCUGGGCUACUCUGAGGAGCUGGUUUUGCUGGUGCUGAGAAAGCUAGGGCCUGACGCCCUCAUCAACGACAUACUGGGAGAACUGGUCAAACUAGGCACCAGGACAGAGACGGAGGAGGCAGGGGACUCUACCGCAUCCCAGUCGUCCUCCUCCUCCUUAUCCUUCCCCUCUUUGGACUCCUGCAGACUGGACUGCUCCUCCCAGCUGCUGUUGGAUGACAAGGAGAACAUCAGGCCUGUGGUGGUGGAUGGGAGUAAUGUAGCCAUGAGUCAUGGGAAUAAGGAAGUGUUCUCCUGUCACGGCAUCCAGCUGGCUGUUGAUUGGUUCCUGCAGCGUGGUCACCGUGACAUCACUGUGUUUGUGCCCGCCUGGAGAAAGGAACAGUCCAGACCGGACGCCCUCAUCACAGACCAGGAGAUAUUGCGACGUCUGGAGAAAGACAAGAUCCUGGUGUUCACUCCGUCUCGUCGGGUCCAGGGCCGCCGGGUGGUCUGCUAUGACGACCGCUUCAUCGUCAAGCUGGCCUACGAGUCUGACGGCAUCAUCGUCUCUAACGACAACUACCGGGACCUGGCCAAUGAGAAGACAGAGUGGAAGAAGUUCAUUGACGAGCGGCUGCUCAUGUACUCAUUCGUCAAUGACAAGUUCAUGCCUCCUGAUGAUCCUCUGGGUCGCCAUGGUCCUAGUCUGGAGAACUUCCUGAGGAAGAGACAAGUGAUCCCAGAACACAAGAAGCAGCCCUGCCCCUAUGGGAAGAAGUGCACUUAUGGCCACAAGUGUAAAUUCUACCACCCUGAGAGAGGCAGUCAGCCCCAGCGCUCUGUGGCCGACGAGCUGCGUGCCAGUGCCAAGAACUCCUCUUCCUCCUCCACCUCUUCCUCCAAGAGCCUGGGCUCUGCUCUGCUGGUGAAGAGCCACAGCAUGUCCAGCAGCUCCAGUGCAGACGGGCUCCCAGAACACCACCAAGCCGCCCCAAAGAGGCGGUCGGACCCCGGGCUGUGCACCCCCUCCUACAACGACCUCCUGGAGGAGCGGCUGGGCGGGAGGACCAAAGCAGAGGCCCGCAGAGGUAGUAGCAGCAGCAGUAGCAGCAGCUGUAGCAACAACCUCCUGGUCCCUGCCCCUGGGGGUCCUCCUUCCAGCCAAGGCUUCUCUCUGCAGGAUUGGAAGGACCACAACGCAGGGAGAAACGGCUCCUGCAAAGCUCCAGGGCUGUUGGGGCUUGGUCACUCUGAGUCAUAUCCCACCUGUGAGUCCCCAAAGCUGGGCUACAACUCCCUAAUGAGGGCGUACUCCAGCCUAAACCUGGUGGUGCCACGGAGCCCCGAGCGGCUGUUCCCAACUGACCUACGGACGGGCUUGCUGGCAUCUGACUGUAGCAGCGAGGGCAGCAUGAGCUCUGACUCCUUCUCCCCUGACCCCCUGCUGGAGGAUGGCCUCAAAUGCCACCACCCCCAUCACGACCACCAUCACUGCUCCAACCGCUACCCACACCACACCAACCACCCACCCCCUGGUCUCACCCUGCACCCACAUGGAGGCUCCCACCAUAGCUACCCCCUAGCUCAGAGCAUGGGGAUGCCACAGGUUUUCAGCUUGGAGGAUCAUCCCUCCUCCCUUCACCACUUCCAGGCCCAUCUUACCUACCUUUCUCCCCAUCUUCAGCACCCAUCUGUGGGGAGCAGCUCUGGCUGUUCUGAGGACUACCCUUCCCAACCUCCACCCCAGACCUCCAGCCCCCACUGCCACUCUCACAGCUCAACUCUGGGGCAUAACCUGGGUGGCUCCACCUGGCAGGACAACAACAGCCUCCAGAACUCCCGGCUCUACGAGCACUCCCCUGUCCGCCCCAGGAGGACCUACCCUGGGAUGGGACAGGAGCAGCGGCUGGCCAGCUGGGACCCCCACUACCAGCAGCUCCUCCAGCCCUGCUACGAGACCUUCAACUUCCAGUCCCAGCCUGAGGGCCACAAACAACCCUGGCACUCUUCCUGGCCCAGGGGGACACACUCGCCCCAUCCUCAACCCCCUUCCUCCUCCCAUCCUCCACCCCACCCCUCCAUGGACCCCCAGCACCAGGGGGGAAGAUGCCAGGACGUGAGGGAUAAGGUGUUUGUCAACCUAUGUAACAUCUUUCCUCCAGAGCUGGUGAAGGUGGUGAUGGAGAGGAACCCCCACGUGAUGGACGCCCAGCAGCUGGCUGCAGCCAUCCUGGCUGAGAAGUCCCAGGCUCGCUACUGAGUACUGACACUACUGUAGUAGAGGAAAGAAGUGGUGUGCCCAACUCUAUAGUCCACCCAAAACAUCUACGAUGCAGGGGGAGAUGUUUUAUUUUUUACAUCGAAUUAUAUUUUUUAAGGAAAAUCCGAGCUACCUUAUUGUUGUCCUUUACUGUUGUGCGGUAUGAGACCACCUCAAGCACAAGGUCAGGAUUGUUUAUGGUGUGUGGGUAGGAGUGAACAUGUGUGUCAGCGUUAUUUCAGGAGACUCUUUGAAUGGCAUGUGUUGCUUAAAUGUAUUUAUUUUGUAUGUUUUAAAUUAUUUUUAUUGUCUUUAUAUUUUGUUAUGGCACUUUUCGUAGCUUUUUUUUUAAUCAACAUGUUACAUUUUUGCCAAUCAUAUCAUAGGGGGGUUCAAUGCUUCAGGGUGCUUCAGAUUUAGGAAAAAUCCUGAGGUGUCAACACGGGGUGAAUUCUGGGAUUCCAAAUCGAAGGUAUUGUUUGUUGUCAUAAACAUGUUACUUCCAAACAUUUCAAACUAAAAGACAAAGCAAAUUCAUGAAUCUAAUCCACACUGAUUUAGUUGUAUCCCUGUAAUUUGUUCAUUAACGAUUCAUAAAAGCAGGUGGUGAAUUGAAUAGCGUUGUUGAAAUAUUUGAUGAAAUUCCCCUUUAGAGAAGUGAAGCGCAGGAACUCCAGCUGUUAAAGGCCUGGUAAAGUCCAUGUGAAAACCCCAGAGCAUUGUUUACUCUGACAGACAGGAGCUAGUUCCUCUCUGGCGAGAGCUCAGAAGCUUACUUCACAGCUUGAGAGAUUGCGAUAUUGAUUUUCGCUUUCUUUUUUUAACCACUUUUUUGUCCUCCAACAACCAUUCUGGCCAUUGAAAUCAGAUGGUUCUUAAGGAUAUGCAAACUAGUGCAGGUGCAGGUGUUUAUCUUAAUGUUUUUAUUUAAACAUAUGAACGUGUUAAUUUAUUAUUGUCCCUUUGUCCUUUUUGUUAUGUGUGAGAUUAUUUUAGUUGAAGGGGGUUUCUGUUGCUAGGGUUUCAUUACAAGAGAAGACAUCAGGUGUAACCAUCCAGACAGACAGAUGGUGCUGUACUGUAACUGUCUAUGUACUUAACUCUGUGGACAAGGUAAUUCUAGCCUCUACUUCCUGGCUUAGAAUCCAUUGUAAGUUGCCACAAUCGCUCAGUGAAUAGAAAUAGUUAGGCAAUGACACCGUGUUGGGAAAUGCCUUGCUCACACACAUCAGGGACUACAUCUACCCGUUACAGUCCAAUACACUGGACGUGUGUUGCCAAGGUAACCUGACCACUACAAACUUUAGUGGCCAAGAGAAUCCCUCUCCUCGUUGAUACAAAUUGUAUCCUAUUAACUUAAACCAGAUCAUUGUUUUAUAUGAGAAUAUGUAUACAAAAAUAUUUUGAGAUUUAUGUGCCGUAAUUGGUCACAUUUGUUAAUGUUCUAAAAUAUAUUUUGGGAAAUGUUGUGUGUUAAGAAUUAUUAGGGAAAGAAAAGGCAUCAAAUGCAAUUUCUUCCAACUACUGUACUGUGAUUGGUGAUCAACAGACAGAUAAGACAGAAAAUAUUGGUUGUUGUUUUAUUAUCACUGAUCUGAAAGUGUGUUUUCUCAUUGGCUGGUCACAAUCUAACUCAGGUCACAGUCAUGUGAGUGUGACUGUGGGGGUCAGCUUUAUGGGGAAGCAGAGAAUUUUUUCUUCCCCAUCAGCCCCUAUUGAUGGUCAUGAUCUUUCACUUAACAUGUUUUUGUACCGUAGUUCUCAGCUCUCAUUAAACCAAGCCUAUCCCUUCAGAGGGUCAGUGGAACACUGCUGACUUGACAAAGACAAUACUUAUUCUCUGGAACCAGUUUCUCAACAUGACAACAGCCAAAAGGUUAAAAUGUUUUUUUGUUUUUUUUUACAUGUAAGAAACCAUGUCCAUUCACACUGUAGUAUUACAUGGCAAGUCACUGAAUAGCAGUGUUCCUUUCUGUUCCCCUGAGUUGGUUGGCAUAUUAGUUUUGAGCUGAGUGAGCAUGUGACAUUGUGGCCGAAUAAAACCGCCACCCAAGACUUGACGUCUAGCACCUUUCUAAAAAAAGAGCCUUCUCAGUAGCUGCAGGGCACUGUGUGCCGGGGGGUGGGCAGAGGAGUAAAUGCCUCUACUUUUUUAAACACAUCCGAUGAUAGUCUGAACCAUGUUCAGUUAAACAUUUAUUUUUCCAUGUCCUGAUUUUUUAAAGAGGUGAUUUUGGAAUUAUUUGUGAUGUAUCUUUUUAAAUCAGGGUUUUGGAUAUAGUACUGGGUUGAAUUUCUUCCACCAUGGACAUUUUUUGGUCAUUUUGGAAUUUUGAUCAUAAUUGGUUUUAUGUCAUUGGUCUGGAUGGUUGACUUCUUAUUCUAUUUGACUGCUAACUGUUUGUUUAAUUUGGCCAGUCUGCAUCCAGGGCCUACAAUUCAAGCAAAACAAAUAGAUUUUAAUGUGUCAAACUUUCCAAUGUCAAGUAUAAUUUAUUUUCAUAUUCAUCACUGCUGUGCUUUAAAUCCAACAUAAUUUGUGCUACAAUAAAACUGUUAAAUAUAAUAAAUGUCUUAAAUGAUUGUUAAAAAAAAUUCUCCACAAAAAGAAGGCUGGGAUUCGGGUAUUCUGUAUUCUGUCAGGGACCAAAGCAAUUGGCAAAAUAAUUGAGGGUUAACUUAUGUUUCUGAAUUAUGAUGCUGCUUUCUUCACAGGUCAACAUGGGUCAUUUCAAGCCAAAAUGGAAUCUGGGGAAUGGAGAACAAGAACUGUGGCCUGAUGUGAUGUUGAUGUUUUGCCUUAGUGACUGUACUGUACUGUAUGUGAAUGGGAGGAAACACAUGUUGCAACAAUGAGCUUUAGGUACUGGAACCCCAGAGCAUGUGACUCUCUAUGACACUCUGGCCUGUAGCAGACUUACAUGCCAAUUCAGGGAACUGUGGCCAAAUGGUAUAUGUUGACUCCUUCAUGUUAAGAUGAAUAAUAAGAGCAAUAAAGACCUAUUCAAGCUUUCA